UCCCUUUAAUUCCAACAGGAAGACGAAUAUCAGUGGGUGUGUCUGUCCCUUCUUAUAUACUGUCUAUGGUCUGUCCAGUGUGUUGACAGAUUCGAGAAACGAAGGUAGCCUCGUGUAACAUGACGUCUCCAGAGAUCGCCUCUCUUUCCUGGGGCCACAUGACCGUGAAGGGGUGCUCCUCCAGCUACAAGGACUGUAAGGUCUGGCCUGGAGGCAGCCGGGCCUGGGACUGGAGAGAGACUGGGACCAACCAUUCCCCGGGAGUCCAACCUGCAGAUCUGGAGGAGGUGCUGAAGAAGGGAAUAGACUUGCUGGUCAUCGGCAGAGGCAUGAGCGAAGCUCUGCAGGUUCCCUCCUCCACUCUGGACUUUGUGAUGCAGAAAGGCGUCGACGUCAGAGUCUUGCAGACGGAGAAGGCCGUCGCUGAAUACAACAAACUGGCUGGCCAGGGCGCCAAGGUGGGGGGGGUCUUCCACUCCACCUGUUGAUUAGGUCACGUUUGCACCGCUGCACCGACGGAGAUGACCCGCACAGGAUAUAGUGUAGUGCCGCUAUCUGUGCAAUUAUGCGAGGGAACCGUCGCUGCGUCUGGGCUUAGCGCCGCCAGAGACAAUUGUGAUUUGUUUAAAAGGAAUAAAAAACAACCCACAGCGUUUUUUUUCCCCACUAAACGGGAAUGUUAACUUGUGCAACCAGACGCUCUGGCAAUACGAGACUAGGGUAAGAUUUAAUCACCUUAAUGUCCAGUUUAUUGUUGUAUAAUUUCAAAUGGUACUUUUAGGUUAAAUUGGAGAACAUUUCAUUUUAGCGGGCAAUUCUGUGAAUGUUGCUGCUACUGCCAUCGCCACUUUUCAACUGUCAGGUAAAAGAGUGAUCAUAUGGUGGUGGUGGUGGUGUAGUUGGUAAAAGCUAAUGAAUGUAUAGUUCAGUACGUGUGUUUUUUGCUCGUUUGCUACGUUAAAUAAAACUAGAAAAAUGAAUAAUCUCAA
Sander lucioperca (pikeperch) is the source of this 989-nucleotide messenger RNA. It is a transcript of the gene aamdc, whose product is annotated as adipogenesis associated, Mth938 domain containing. The record is from RefSeq and is a predicted model, not a curated record. The coding region runs from base 120 to 488 and encodes 122 amino acids. Gene Ontology annotation, cellular component: cytoplasm. Lineage: Eukaryota; Metazoa; Chordata; Actinopteri; Perciformes; Percidae. Gene Ontology annotation, biological process: positive regulation of fat cell differentiation. The transcript is spliced from 4 exons.